This is a messenger RNA of Portunus trituberculatus (swimming crab), 2498 nucleotides long. Its product is annotated as 3-hydroxyisobutyrate dehydrogenase, mitochondrial-like. Lineage: Eukaryota; Metazoa; Arthropoda; Malacostraca; Decapoda; Portunidae. Gene Ontology annotation, biological process: L-valine catabolic process. Gene Ontology annotation, molecular function: NAD binding; 3-hydroxyisobutyrate dehydrogenase activity; NADP binding. The record is from RefSeq and is a predicted model, not a curated record. Gene Ontology annotation, cellular component: mitochondrion.
ACACACACACACACGGCAACUCGUAAACAAGAGGGACGGACGGGUGCCGGAGUGCCGGGGGUCACUUCAUCACAAUGGCGCUGCUACGGACCAAAAUUACCUCUUUUUACACCACUUCCCGCCAUGUCAUCACCCUCAACACCACCAGGGCACUAUCAGUCAGCUCGCCGCACCACAAGCCGGGCAGCAGUGUGGGUUUCAUUGGCCUCGGCAACAUGGGAGGACCGAUGGCUGUCAAUCUGCUGAACAAGGGCCACUCCAUCGUGGUGUACGACGUGAGCGAGGAGGCCAUGAAGCGGCUGGAGGACGAGGGGCGUGUAGCCACCAGCCCCUCAGAGGUGGCCAGUAAGGUGGACAGCAUAAUCAGCAUGCUGCCCAACUCCCAGCAUGUGCGCUCCUGCUAUGCUGGUGACAAGGGAGUCUUCCAGACGAUACAGCCGGGCACACUCAUCCUGGACAGCAGCACCAUCGACCCCACUGUGUCCAAGGAGAUGGCAGGCCUGGCGGGCAAAGGAGCCGUCUUCAUGGAUGCCCCUGUGUCUGGCGGCGUCAAUGCAGCCAAAGGUGGAACUCUCACCUUCAUGGUCGGAGGAGAGGAGAAGGAGUUUGAGGCAGCCAAGGUGCUGCUCUCUUCCAUGGGGAAGAACAUUGUCUACUGCGGUGAGGUUGGCAACGGACAAGCGGUGAAGAUUUGCAAUAACAUGUUGCUUGCCAUCACCAUGAUUGGAACAGCCGAGACCAUGAACCUGGGAAUGAGGUUGGGUUUGGAACCAAAACUGAUGGCAAGCAUCAUCAAUACUGCCACAGGGCGGUGCUGGGCCAGUGAACUGUACAACCCAGUGCCUGGUGUGCUGGAGAACGUGCCUUCCUCAAACAACUACCAGGGUGGCUUUGGAACAGCACUGAUGGUGAAAGACUUGGGGCUGGCACAGGCAGCGGCCACAGACACCCAGAGCCCAACACCUCUUGGCUCACUUUCUCAUCAGAUAUACAGACUGAUGUGCAACUCAGGUCUGGCAGAGAAAGACUUUUCUUCGAUCUUCUUGCUCCUCCAGGAACAAAACAAGUGAAGACAUUGGUGGAGUGUUGUAUAAAGACUAGGCAGUUGUAGCUUAGCUUUGUGAUGGUUGUGUUAGUCUAUGCUUUGGGUACAAGUUAAUAGAUGGGCUGAAGUGAAUCUCAUCUUGCUGGACGGUGUGGAGGAAGCUUCACCUUAAUCACAAAAGUCUGCAAUGUAGCUUCCCAAUCUAUGACGUAGGACUUCAACUCAGAGGUAGCUUGUAUGAUGAGUUGUACUGUGUUCAUUAGUUAUUCUUCAUCACAAAACUCAAUUGUUAUAAUUUAUGAUGUACUUAAAAUCCCUAUCUGCCUUCAGUCUGUACUUCAUCUCAUAGUCCAAGGAUGAAAUAUACAGCAAGAGUAUUAUAUUACAAUGUUCUGUUCUGUUUCAUGUUGCGAUGAAACAGCUUCCUAGUCUUAUUUGUAUUGCAUUGGUUAUUGAAGUUACUGGUGUGCAGUAGCAGUGAUCAUUCCACAUGGCUUGGUAUUAACAUGGGAACUAAGUGGCUUAAUAAUUAACACCCUCAUUAUGGCACAGGUAUUGUCAACAUCUAAGCAAACUACUGCACCAACUUCUACAGUGUUUAGUGUUUUUCCUCAAUCCUCACUCCUGUGGUCUGACUAUGUACCAGAACACAGAGAGACAGAGAGAGAGUUUAAGAUUGAGGUAAAAUGGUAAUUCAUUGCAAGUCAGUGCAGAAUGCUUACUGAGUAUUGACCAUGAUUGUUAAUGAAGAAGCUUUGACUUGAUGUUGAUAUAUCUGGAGGGAGACAUACAACAUUGAAUCAAGGAGGCUGCAGAUAGAGCUAUGAGGAGCAGCAGGAGAUGGAAAAUAUACAGCAGUAUUACCAACAUUGACCAUUACCACUAUCACUGUCAUCACCUGUGGCUCACUUGGUUCUGUCAAAAAAAUAUUAAGUUUCUGAAGUCAUGAAUUCUCACAUUGACAAUAGCAUAAUAAGCCUUAAUUAUAAUGAGCAAUGUACAACUAUAUUAUGAUCUCUUGUACUGUGAAGAACAGGAAAUUAUAGCAUUCAAUCCAUUCUAUUCCACAAAAUAACAGUAGAUGUGAAAGUAGACAGCAUCCUCUUUCCACAGUAUUCUUUAAUGUGCCUUUUUGCUUGCUCUGCUCUGCGUGUCAUCUUUUACAGUAUUCAUUCAGUGAAAAACCACUUUAUACUGCAUACAGUGAACUUGUUUUGUGUUGCCAAUGCUGUGAUUCACUCGGCCAUAUAUCAUUAGUAUUAAGAUGCAUUUGUUACAUGUCAGAGAAUGCAAGGGAAAGUAUGUAAAAUGCCUUGUUUGGGUUACCUUUCUUUACAGGGAAUGCAGUGUGGUUUACAAAUACACACUGUAAAAAGAUGCAGUAUGCUUUAACAGUAUUGAUUUUACUGUGAUCUGUGUAGGGCAGCUAGUGUAAUAAAAUUGUUGAAGUACA